GCCCGCCCCGGCGUGAGCAUGGCCGGGUUCGCCGACCUGAACCUGCCGCAGGGGCCCGACAAGAAGUGUCUGCAGAGCCUGCUGGAGGCGGCGGCGCACCUGGGAUAUUCUGCAGUUGCUCUUAAUCAUGUCAUCGAUUUUAAAGAAAAGAAAGAGGAAAUCAUCAAGCCAGUAUCUCCUUCAGAGUUGUUUCCAUCUUUGCCUAUUGUACAAGGGACAUCUAAAAGAAUUAAAGUCUUAACCCGGCUAACACUUGUUGUUUCUGAUCCUUCCCACUGUAAUCUCUUGAGAUCAACAUCUGCAAAUAUAAGGUUAUAUGACAUCAUAGCAGUAUUUCCAAAGACUGAAAAGCUGUUCCAUAUUGCUUGCACAACUCUAGAUGUGGAUCUGGUAUGCAUAAAUGUAACAGAAAAGCUGCCAUUCUACUUCCGAAGGCCCCCUGUGAAUGUGGCAAUAGAUCGAGGCAUUUACUUUGAACUUCUUUACACACCUGCCAUCAAAGACUCCACGAUGAGACGAUACACAGUUUCCAACGCGAUCAGCUUGAUGCAGAUCUGCAAAGGAAAGAACAUAGUUAUAUCUAGUGCAGCUGAAAGGCCUCUAGAACUACGAGGUCCUUAUGACGUGGCUAAUCUAGGUUUGCUGUUUGGCCUGUCGGAAAGCGAAGCGAAGGCAGCUGUGUCCACCAACUGCAGAGCCACCAUGCUUCACGGAGAAACUCGGAAGACUGCCUGUGGGGUGGUGUACACGGUGAAGAAGCCUCGCAAGGUUGAGGAGGAAGAAACAACAGUGCCAGCCUGCAAAAAAGCAAAGACUCAAGCUUGAGGAGUGAAAAAACUGUCAACAGGAGCCUCUUCUUUACCCAGUGUUGAGUCUUCUUCCACCCUCCAACCCAAUUCCUCCCUUACUGCUUUGUUUAGCCUGGAGAAGAAUUAUUUCUCCGGUGUUCAAGUGAGGAAACCUGUGUGAAUGAGACUGCUGAUUGGUAGGCCAUCACAUCUGAAAGGUCAUGCUGGGCUUCUGGCCAGGAGACUGACACUUCACCCAGCCUUAGGUCUCCUGGAAUUAGUGCAAAGUCAAUGGAACGUUUCUAACGUGGAAAUUUUCUCUUGUACGUGUGCAUCCCUUUUUUAUUAAAAGUGUUUCUAAGAACACAUGCCUUCAUAGUCUAGCUCUUACGGUUUUGUAAGUUUUAAACACAUCUCUGUACAACUGCAAGCCAGUAGAUGAAGUUUACCUUCAAUGGCCUGUGAAGAAAUAAUAGUGCAGUAAAAAAAAAAAUCUUCUUCCCAGUCCAUUUUGUGAUCAAUGGCUAUAAUGAAGAUUCCAGGACUUGUCAAUUGCUAGGAGGUAUCUUGGAUUUGUGUUACAGUAGGAGUGACUGACCUGACCUGUCAGAUAUACAUCCCAAAGGCCAUCGGUGUCCUGCAGCACUUAAAACCAAGCAGCAACAUUAGAUGGCUACCAGAGAUGGGAAGGAAGAGCCCAAGGUUACACUGAAUGUGUGCUCAGCAUGGUGUGUUUCAGUUGCAGUGUAACAGCUGUCUCACCUAGGCCUGAGCAGUCUCCACAUCACAUCAUCUUUACUGCAUCAUUUCCUUCUUUAUGUCCUGUUCUGGAAUUGUUGUCUGUGCACGUGUUCGUUUUGCUGCCUCUUGCCUUUCCUUCCUUCAGUGCCUCAGUAAACCUAAUCUGGCUGCCAAAAAACCAAUCAUAACAGAUUUAUAAUCAGCAGAGCAUUUUCAGAGCUCUUCCAAACGUUGACUGAAGUUUUUCUUUUAAUAAACUAAUAUAAAAAUUACGUAAGCUACUGUACUCAAGAUACUUGAGUAAGCUUUACUGCAGAUAUUCCAGUUCUUUAUUUGCACCUGACCACAAAUGGAAGUCAUAGCACAUAAAAUAUUGGGUCAUCUCUGAGCUCUUGGUAACUGGACUGAGCAGAAUAGAGGAAGUUCUCAGUAGACUUAACAGUUCUGUAUAAUGCUGCUGUAAGUCACAGCAGCUUUUGCUUCAUUCAAAAAAUAAUGAGAUAUUUUUCCUCUAUGUUAUUAUUUUAUUUGUUGACUUUGUUACUUUUGAACACUUUAUUUGUUGACUUUGUGACCAUUUUAUUAUAGGUAUUGGGGAGUAAUAUAUAUAUAUGCAUACAGUAGUUUGUCAUUUAUGGACUUACCUCCAAAAUGAUACUGUAACCAGAGAAGAAGCAAAAUGUGUUCGGUGCAUGAAUAUAGCAUGUAAUGCCUCUCUGCUCUGCUCUCUCCCGCCUGCAGUUGUACAUGCUGCUCAGGGGUCCUCAGCACAGGAAGAACAUGGACCUUUGGAGUGGGCCAGAGGGGGCUAUGAAGAUGAUCAGAGGGCUGGAGCAUUUCUCCUGUGAGGAGGCACUGGGAGAGCUGGGUUCAGCCUGAAGUAGAGAAGGCUCCAGGAACACCUUAUUGGGGCCUUUCAGUACUGAAAGGGGGCUUAUAAGUAAGAUCUUGCCAGAAUUUUUAUCAAGGCCUAUUGUGGUAGGACAAGAGGUAAUGGGUUUAAAGUAAAAGAAGGUUGAUUUAGAUUGGAUAUAAGCAAGAAGUAUUUUACAGUGAGGGUGGUGGUGAAACACUGGCACAAGUUGGCCAGAGAGGUGGUAGAUGUCCCAUCCCUGCAAACAUUAAAAGUCAGGCUGAACAGGGCUCUGAGUAGUUUGAUUGAGUAAAGAUGUCCCUGCUCUUUGCAGGGGUUUGGUCUAGAUGACAUUAAAGAUCCAUUCCAGCCCAAAUUGUUCUAUGAGUCUGUGAAAUGGGACACGAUGCCCUGGCUGGCAGCAUUGCAAAGGUUGUCCUGCUUCUGCUAAAGUGGAGAGAGAAGUGUCUGCUUUUCCUAACAGGACUUGGCAUCUCCCUUGGCUUGGGUAACUGGAGCUGUCUUGUGCUCCACACAGUAAGUACUGACUUGCUGAGAAAUGAGAUUUUUUUUUUAAUCAAACCCAGUAAUAAAACUGUAACUUUGUUUUACUAUUUACUCAA
Molecule: messenger RNA, 3005 nt
Organism: Myiozetetes cayanensis
Lineage: Eukaryota; Metazoa; Chordata; Aves; Passeriformes; Tyrannidae
Gene: RPP30
Product: ribonuclease P/MRP subunit p30
Exons: 11
Coding region: 19-825 (268 amino acids)
Biological process (GO): tRNA processing; translation
Cellular component (GO): ribosome; nucleolar ribonuclease P complex
Molecular function (GO): structural constituent of ribosome; RNA binding
Source: RefSeq, a predicted model, not a curated record